This is a messenger RNA of Suricata suricatta (meerkat), 2040 nucleotides long. RefSeq names its product hyperpolarization activated cyclic nucleotide gated potassium and sodium channel 2 (gene HCN2). Gene Ontology annotation, cellular component: membrane. The record is from RefSeq and is a predicted model, not a curated record. The coding region runs from base 1 to 2040 and encodes 679 amino acids. The transcript is spliced from 11 exons. Lineage: Eukaryota; Metazoa; Chordata; Mammalia; Carnivora; Herpestidae. Gene Ontology annotation, biological process: transmembrane transport; monoatomic ion transport. Gene Ontology annotation, molecular function: monoatomic ion channel activity.
AUGGGUGAUGUGGCGAGGUGUGUACAGGCCCUCUUCUUCCACCAGUCCCCCACAGGGGACCAGGGGGCUGAUGAGGACAAGGGUCAGGGCCUUGGGACCCCUUUAGGGGCAUCCGGGUUGGAGCAGGUCCUCCCGUCACAGCCCCGCCUGGACCUCACAACCCCUGCGCGAAGGCGGCUCUGGCAGUCAGCCAGCCAGCAGGACGAGCCAGGGAGCGGCCGCCUCCAGGGUCCUCCGGGGCCUGUCCUGCCCACGCGUGAUAGAGCCUUCUCCAAAUGGACGUGGGACCCCAGCGGGGUGUGGGAGGGCUUCCUGGAGUUGGGCCUGCGCUUCGACCCCAGGUUCUACUGGGACUUCACCAUGUUGCUCUUCAUGGUGGGAAACCUCAUCAUCAUACCCGUGGGCAUCACCUUCUUCAAGGACGAGACCACCGCCCCGUGGAUCGUGUUCAAUGUGGUCUCAGACACGUUCUUCCUCAUGGACCUGGUGCUGAACUUCCGAACGGGCAUCGUGAUUGAGGACAACACGGAGAUUAUCCUGGACCCCGAGAAGAUCAAGAAGAAGUACCUGCGCACGUGGUUCGUGGUGGACUUCGUGUCCUCCAUCCCCGUGGACUACAUCUUCCUCAUCGUGGAGAAGGGCAUCGACUCCGAGGUUUACAAGACGGCGCGCGCGCUGCGAAUCGUGCGCUUCACCAAGAUCCUCAGCCUCCUGCGGCUGCUGCGCCUGUCGCGCCUGAUCCGCUACAUCCACCAGUGGGAGGAGAUCUUCCACAUGACCUAUGACCUGGCGAGCGCGGUGAUGCGCAUCUGCAACCUUAUCAGCAUGAUGCUGCUGCUGUGUCACUGGGACGGCUGCCUGCAGUUCCUGGUGCCCAUGCUGCAGGACUUCCCGCGGAACUGCUGGGUCUCCAUCAACGGCAUGGUGAACCACUCCUGGAGCGAGCUCUACUCCUUCGCGCUCUUCAAAGCCAUGAGCCACAUGCUGUGCAUCGGGUACGGGCGGCAGGCCCCCGAGAGCAUGACGGACAUCUGGCUGACGAUGCUGAGCAUGAUCGUGGGUGCCACCUGCUACGCCAUGUUCAUCGGCCACGCCACCGCCCUCAUCCAGUCGCUGGACUCCUCGCGGCGCCAGUACCAGGAGAAGUACAAGCAGGUGGAGCAGUACAUGUCCUUCCACAAGCUGCCCGCCGACUUCCGCCAGAAGAUCCACGACUACUACGAGCACCGCUACCAGGGCAAGAUGUUCGACGAGGACAGCAUCCUGGGCGAGCUGAGCGGGCCGCUGCGGGAGGAGAUCGUCAACUUCAACUGCCGGAAGCUGGUGGCCUCGAUGCCGCUGUUCGCCAACGCCGACCCCAACUUUGUCACGGCCAUGCUGACCAAACUCAGAUUCGAGGUCUUCCAGCCGGGUGACUACAUCAUCCGCGAAGGCACCAUCGGCAAGAAGAUGUACUUCAUCCAGCACGGCGUGGUCAGCGUGCUCACCAAGGGCAACAAGGAGAUGAAGCUGUCCGACGGCUCCUAUUUCGGGGAAGCUCAUGGCCACGGCCUGCUGCAGCGUGGCGAUGGCCGAGGUGACCUGCGGCGGCGGCGGCGGCGGGAAGAGGCCCACGCGCUGGCCCAGCUCCGCCUGCUGCACCAUCUCGCGGUCGUACUUGACGAUCUCCUGGAUGAUGGCGUUCUCCUGGUUGUUGAACACGCCGGAGUUGAGAUCGUGUUGCACCUUGUGCAGCAGGAUGGAGUUCUUCUUGCCUGGGGGCGGGGCGGGGGCGUCAGCCGGCCGCAGCGCCUGGGGCCGCGUGCCUCAUGCCUCGGGGCUGGCGGCCCUCGGAGAGGAGGCGCGAACGCGGGGCACCUUCCGCGGACGCUCCGCUGGUCCUGGGCGUCUGUUCUGUGCGUCCAGUGCGCACACCACUGCGUGCACUGCGCCAAGUAUCGGCGCCUGCUCUGCCCAGCCAGUGUGCACCCCGCAGCUGCCCGUACCUACCUACCUGCUGUAGAAAACAAACACGCACAGAGCAUCUUUUGCACAUCAUAG